AAUGGCGGCUUCCAUGGACGAUGAUGGGUUUCAAGCUGAUGAUCUCUAUGUUUUACUUAAUGUAGAUAGAAAGGCCACAAACCAAGAGAUCAAUAAGGCCUUUCGGCGGAUGAGUAAAAUAUUUCAUCCAGACAAACACUUGGAUGCGGUAAAGAAAAAACAAGCAGAGAUUUUCUUCAACAAAAUCAAAAAUGCUUAUGAAAUACUUAGUAACCCAAAUAAGAGAGAAAUCUACAAUCGCUAUGGAAUGAAAGGACUGGAAGUAGAGGGACUAGAGAUUAUCACUAGGACAAAGUCACCUGCAGAAAUCAUAGCAGAAUUAGAUAGGUUGAAGUAUGAACAGGAACAACGCAAGUUACAGAGAACUAAUCCAGCGGGUGAGGUAGAAGUUGGAAUUAAUGCCACCAAUCUGUUUGAGGGUUAUGCUGUUGACCCUGAUUAUGAAGAUAGACUUAGUUACAUAGAGAUUUCAGAGUUCAACAUCUCCCAGUCUGUAGAUUAUCCAAUAACUCCAAAAGACACUGCCAUAAUCUCGGGGUCAGUCUCGUCCAGAAAUGGAAAUGGAUCUGGAAGUUUGUUAGUGGGAUACCGUCGACAGACCUCAGACAAAGGAUGGCUACAGGGACAGACUACAUUUGGUCGAUCAGUGCCAUUGGAACUGCAUGCCUACAGACAGCUAACCAGGAGAUGUUACUGUAAAGGUGCCAUUGGCUUUGGUUUGCACAACAAUAGGAUGCAGUUAGGUCUGUCCUUCUUGAUAUCCUGCCAGUUAGAUCGUCACAUUCAGGGGGAAAUGGCUCUGAGUGUUGUCAAUAGAUCCAGAUCAAAUUUGAGCACCACUUUACGUAUAGAUAAGGAACCACACAGAGCAUCAUUUACAGUACAAGUAGGCUUUUCUAAUUUUGCCAGAGCCAUAUAUGUCAGAAACUUUCAGGACCAUGACUGCAGGAUGAGAUUAUCAUUGACAGGUGGGACCGUAGGAUGGUAUUUUGCAUAUGGUGUGCAAAAGAAAAUUACAGAAUUUAGCACAAUACAUGCUAAGAUGAUAAUUGGAAAUAAUGGUGGGGUCCGACUACAAUUAAGGCUACAUCGUGGACAACAGUCAUAUGUUUUCCCAAUUUUACUGUCAGAGCAGCUGCUACCUACAUCAAUAUUCUAUGGAACAUUUAUCCCUACCUUGGCUUAUUUUGCUGUAAAGAAGUUAAUUAUUGAUCCUUUUAUCAAACAGAAAGAAUCUGAAGAACUUAAAAAGAAACAAGAGGAGCAGUCUGAGGAAUUACUACAGAAAAAGAAAGAUGCAGAAGUAGCUGUGGAGUUGAUGGAACAGACAGUAGAGAGAAGUUUGGAGUACGAGACUCGGAGAAAUGGAUUGAUUAUUCUAAAGGCUCUGUAUGGUCAACUUACAACAGAAGAUGGAGAAUUAGCAGAAUCUAAUUGUAUAGAUGUUAAAGUCCCACUACAAGCACUUGUAGUAGAAUCCCAGCUUAUCAUCUUAGACUCCAGUACUAAGAGUGAACUUCCAGGUUUUUAUGAUCCAUGUCCUGAUCAGGAGAAGAGUCUAUAUAUUCGCUAUAACUUUAGAAACCGACCUCAUCAGGUGACUGUAACGGACAAAGAACCUAUCAGAUUGCCACUGCAAAGGCAUGUAAUGCUGGAUGAAACAGAAGAAUCAUUUGUUCAUCUAUGACACAGACUGGGAUAUAGAUACUGAAGAUUUAUCUGUGGUACAGUUUAGGAACAAUGUGUUUAUCUAUGGCUUGAUGGACAGAGUCCAAAAAAAAAUUGUUUCUCAAUCACACAGCUAUUGAAAAAAUUCAUGUCAUAUGAGACAUUGUUUGUGAGAGCAGUGACUUUGAUAUUCUUUUAGAAACAUCAUUUGUGUAAUAAUUGAAACAAACAUCUUAUAAGAUGUGAGGAAUUUAAUGUUGACAUUAUUUGAUUAUUCAAUAAGCAAUCAUAC
Messenger RNA from Saccostrea echinata, 1960 nucleotides. Its product is annotated as dnaJ homolog subfamily C member 11-like. NCBI's taxonomy places the organism in Eukaryota, Metazoa, Mollusca, Bivalvia, Ostreida, Ostreidae. The record is from RefSeq and is a predicted model, not a curated record. The coding region runs from base 2 to 1687 and encodes 561 amino acids. Gene Ontology annotation, biological process: cristae formation. The transcript is spliced from 17 exons.